Messenger RNA from Plenodomus lingam JN3, 1737 nucleotides. RefSeq lists its product as uncharacterized. Gene Ontology annotation, molecular function: metal ion binding. The record is from RefSeq and is a predicted model, not a curated record. NCBI's taxonomy places the organism in Eukaryota, Fungi, Ascomycota, Dothideomycetes, Pleosporales, Leptosphaeriaceae.
AUGUCGUCUUUCAAGUUUCCACCUCCACCUCCACCGCCGCCCAAGGCAUCUUCAAACGAUACAAAACACACAUAUGGCAGCCAGAGAGGCGGUUCUGGUCGAGGAGGCGGCGAAAGAGGACGUGGAAGAGGGGGUAGUCAAUCACGUGGCACGGGCAUGCACAGCUCGGCAGGAAAUAGCAGAGGUGGCUACAACCAUGAUCAUAUGCGUGGAGGCAGAGGCCGGGGAGGCCCAAGGGGAAGUUCGCAACAUCAAAGGGGUGGUGGAAAUCAUAGAGGCAGCCAACAUGCUGGACGUGCAUCAUCACAGAACUGGCAAGGCCCUCCAACGAAUGCGCCACCAGCCCAAGCGUAUAUCAAUCCUGCUUUUGUAAAUCAAUCGCAAGACCAGGGACAAGCGCAGUCCCAAGUCGACCCCAAUGCGCUGGCACAAGUCAUGUCGUACAUGUCUACCCCAGCUGGGGUCCAUUCAAUGGCUGCUUUUGCCAGUCAUAUGACGAAUGGUGGUAACACUCCGGUGCAAGGCUCGCCAACGUCACCGCCUAGAAUCAUACAAGUUUCGCCUCGUUACUCCCCGCAACAGCAAGCAGGCCAGAAACGGAAGCUAGGCGAUUGCAACAAGAAUACACAACCGCACACGCAACCUACAUGGACCCAACAGAGUACGAGGCCACCGCGUGCAAAGGCUGCUGUACCCCCUCCCGUACCUAGCUUUGGCUUCUCUUUACCCAUACCCUCCAUCGCUCCACCCAGUGCAGCCUCGAAUACCAAGAGUAAGAAGGAACAAAAAAAGCGCAAGCUCAACCUCGGAUUAUCAGACACUCGUCUCCCAGCCGAAGAGCCUACUAGCGACGGCGAAGCAGAAGAAGACGUCGACGAAGAAGCAGCAUGUGCUCAAAAGCUCAAGGAUGGUGGUUUUGCUUUCGAGUACCAAGGAGAGCAAAUCACGAUUCGUACAGCGGCAGAAGUGGCAGCCUGGGUAAGAGACCGACGCAAAAACUUUCCCACACAACAGCGGAUUGCAGAAAAGGCACAGGAGCAAGCUAGGAAACGAGCGACCGAGAUAGAAUUUUUGCGUAAACUAAAGGGUCUUCCACCCAAGACGCACGACGAGACUAGACUCAACGAGAGCCCGACGAAAGCGCUGCAGCCUCCGAAACCCACAGACGACACCAGAGAGGCCGCGAAGCAUGACAAGGGGCAAGAAGACCUAGCUGCCCUCCGGAAAAAACUCCAUCAAAGCAUGGUCGACAAGCAAAACAAGCCCCCACCUGUAAAUCUAGGUCUAGGCUACGAAUCCGACUCCUCCCUCGCCUCCGACGCCGAAUCUUCCAUCGUAUCCUCCCUAUCCCCAUCCUCUGAAGACGAAAAUGAAGAAGAUGAUGAUGAUGAAGCAGACAGCGAUUCCUCCUCCAACGAACCCCCAGCCCCGACAUCCUCCAAAAUCCCGCCCCUACCCAUCCACAUCCCCCCACCAGGCCCCAAAUCCAACCCAGAAAAAUUGGCCGAGCAGCAAGGCAAGAAAACGUGUGAGACGUGGUUGCGGACCGGGCGCUGUAAAUUCAGUAAUAAAUGCAGGUAUGCGCAUCCAGCGGCUGAUAAGGGUGGGGAAGGGAGGACUGCUGGAGGGCUGGGUAUGAGUUUGUAUGAGAGGAUGGUGGAGCAGGAGUUGGUCAAGCGGGAGGAGAUGGGCUUGAGGGCGAUUAAGUGGUUGGGUGCCAAUGGGGUGUUGGGGUAA